AUGUUUGAUUCUGAGAAACAACCAUUGUUGGAAAGAAGUAGGAGGAUCGAAGAAGAAAAUGAAAUUUCAACCCAUUCACUAAAAUACCCAUCAUUUUUAAAAUCAUUAAUUGUCUUUCCAUUUCAAAAUUGUCUACCGAUCAGUACCGCUUCAUCCCAAGAAUCAUUAGGUAUUGAAACCAUUCCUGUUAAAGAUGAUGAUAUCGAUGAGUCUAUUGAUUACUCGGAUGAUGAUAAAGAGUUGCCAGAUUUGCCAUAUAUCAAAAACCCAGUCACUAUUAAAGGUUCAAGAUUUAGCUCCCACGAGAAGUUACAAGAGAUAAGAAAAUUGAUGGUAAAACAUGAUAUUGGAGUUUAUAUAAUACCGUCUGAAGAUGAACAUAUAUCUGAAAAUACAGCGUUGGCCGAUAAAAGAAGGGAAUAUAUAUCAGGUUUUACUGGAAGUGCGGGAGUUGCAAUAAUAACAGUUACGGAUGAAGAUUCAUUAUCAGGUGAAGCAAUAUUAUCGACUGAUGGAAGAUAUUUUUUGCAGGCUCAAAAUCAGUUGGAUUUAAAACUAUGGAAAUUAAACAAACAAGGUGUAAUAGGUUAUACAAAUUGGACUCAACUUACAAUAAAUUUGGCUACCAAAAACAGUUUUAGUAAAACCAUUUCAUGUGAUCCACGAACAUUAAGUUUAUCAUUAGGUAAAUUUUUCAAAGAAAAAGAAACUUAUUUUGAUUUCAAGUUUCUCCCUACAAUAGAAUUUAAUUUAGUUGAUAAAGUCUGGGGCGACGAAAAACCGAAGAGAUCUUUGGAACCUGUUUAUCUCCUAAAUUUGAAUUAUAGUGGUGAGCAUACUAAUCAUAAAUUAAAAAGAAUUCGUGAAAUAAUGGAAGAAAAAAAUGCAACACAUUAUGUUGUGACCGAGUUAGAUAGCAUAGCUUGGUUGUUCAAUUUGAGAUCGGAUUUUGACAUUCCUUUCGCACCAGUUUUUUUUGCUUAUACUAUUAUCACCUUGUCUUCUGUUGAGUUAUUUAUUAAUAAAAAGAAGAUUGAUAAAGGGGAUCAAGAACUAAAAGAUUAUAUAUCAACAAUUGAAGGUUUGAUUAUAAAUGAUUACGACGAAUUUUACAAUAGUACGAGUAAAUUAAAAGGAACCAUCUUCGAUAGUAACUUAAUGAUCAUAUUACCGGAUGCUUCUGCAUCAACUUUAGCACUAUAUGAUUCUAUUCCUGAAUCAUUUAGUAAAAGAAAAAUUCAUCAUGAAUCCAUUAUAGCUAAAUUGAAGUUAUAUAAAAACAAAACAGAAUCGUUUAAUGCCAAAAUAGCUCAGUAUAAAGAUUCGUUGGCGUUUGUGUUGUUAAUAUCUUGGUUGGAACACCAAUUGUUAAGAAAAAAGAAAAAAAUCUCAGAGUAUGAUGCUGCUUGUAAAAUAUUUGGUAUUAGGGAAAAAUUACCAAAUUUUAAAGGCUUGAGUUAUGAAUGCAUUUCACUGUCUGGUGCAAAUGCGGCUAUUAUUCAUUAUUCGCCAACAAAAGAAGAAAAUUCUAUUAUUGAUCCUAAAAAACCUUACUUGUUAGAUGCUGGAGCUCAUUAUUUAGAAGGAACAACUGAUAUUACUAGAACUUAUUUUUUUGAUAACUCAGCCAUAACAAAAGAAAACAAAAAACAUUACACUUUGGUAUUGAAAGGUCAUUUAGCAGUAGCCAUGGCUAAAUUUCCUGCAAACUCAAAAGGAACAGGCGUGGUAUUAGAUUCUUAUGCUAGACAACCUUUGUGGAAUCAUGGAUUAGAUUUUAAUCAUGGGGUUGGACAUGGAAUUGGAAGUUUUGGAGUAGUACAUGAAGGUCCGAUCUCUAUAUCAUCAACUGCAGGUGGUCCUGACAAAUCGGAUUUAUUUAAAUCAGGAGCAAUUAUCACGGAUGAACCUGGUUACUAUAUUGAUGGUGAAUGUGGAUAUAGAGUUGAGAGUGAAAUUGAAGUGAUUGAAUGUGAUGAGUCUUUUGGAAAGACUAAAAACGGUGGAAAUUUUUUGGGUUUUGAGUAUUUGACUAAGGUUCCAUUUUGCCUAAAUUUGGUUGACACUACCUACUUGUCGGAGAUCGAAAUUAAAUGGAUUAACGAAUAUCACGAAAGUAUAAGAGAAGAUUUUGCAGACAAAUUGUUGAAAUUAAACAAUAAAAGAGCCUAUCGCUGGUUAAUGAGAGAAACCAGUCCAAUAGAGAUCUGA
This is a messenger RNA of Lodderomyces pseudojiufengensis, 2211 nucleotides long. RefSeq lists its product as uncharacterized. Bases 1 to 2211 code for a protein of 736 amino acids. The transcript has a single exon. The record is from RefSeq and is a predicted model, not a curated record. NCBI's taxonomy places the organism in Eukaryota, Fungi, Ascomycota, Pichiomycetes, Serinales, Debaryomycetaceae.